Cutaneotrichosporon cavernicola is the source of this 1053-nucleotide messenger RNA. RefSeq lists its product as uncharacterized. The record is from RefSeq and is a predicted model, not a curated record. The transcript has a single exon. The coding region runs from base 1 to 1053 and encodes 350 amino acids. Lineage: Eukaryota; Fungi; Basidiomycota; Tremellomycetes; Trichosporonales; Trichosporonaceae.
AUGUCGCGCACAGCAAACAAGGCUUUCUCCUCACAGAACGAGGCCUUCAUCAAACAGGGGUGGUACCCCUCACCGACCACUGGCGGCGCGGUCGACCUCUCCUCCUUGGUCUCGGCCGCCAAGCACCUCGUAACGUCCUACGACGAGGCCGCGACCGAACAGCUCCUGUCCGUCGUGACAUGCUCUCCCAACCCAAACAAACCCACCACCCUCACAGUGACGGCCGAGACCUCGUCUGCCGCCGCGGAACGUCUACACGCCGAAGGGGCACCGCGUAUCGCCGUCCUCAAUUUCGCGAGUGCGCGCAACCCUGGAGGAGGGUACAUGAACGGCGCGACGGCGCAGGAGGAGGAUAUCUGCCGCAGCUCGGCGCUCUACACGACCCUACUCAAAGCACCCGACUUUUAUGCCGCCCACCAGCACCUGGAUGGCCGCUACACCCACCGUAUGAUUUACUCGCCGUCCGUGCCCAUGUUCCGCACCUCGAAGGGAGACCUCCUCCCAUUCCCUUACACGGUCGAUUUUAUCACUUCCGCCGCACCGAAUUAUGGAGCGCUCGAGAAUAAACACCCACAUCGCCUGCACCAUGUUCCCCGACUGCUGAGAGAGCGCGCGGCUCGUAUCUUGGCUCUGUGUGCUUACCAUGGCGCACAGACGCUCGUGCUCGGCGCUUGGGGGUGCGGCGUGUUUCGUAACUCGCCAGCCGAGGUUGCCAAGGUAUUCCACGACCUCCUCAAGCCUGGUGGCGCGUUUCAUGGACGCUUCAACGACGUCGUGUUCGCAAUCUACGACAGGUCGCGCACCCAGGAGGUCAUGGGUCCUUUCAUGGCCGAGUUCACAGGUACCACACCUCCUCACACGCCCAGACGCAGUCACGCAAGUCCAAAGCGCUCAGCAGACAACGGUUCUGCGCGCCGGUCCUCGAGAGACAUUGGCCCGCCGGGCUCCGGUUCCGACCGCAGAGAAGCCAGACCCAGCCAUGACAAGCCCGCGCCUGCAGACGGACAGGCUAGAAUCACGUCGUUCUUCCAGCCCAAGCGGCGUGACGGGUAG